Molecule: messenger RNA, 2970 nt
Organism: Nerophis ophidion (straightnose pipefish)
Lineage: Eukaryota; Metazoa; Chordata; Actinopteri; Syngnathiformes; Syngnathidae
Product: putative transmembrane protein INAFM2
Exons: 9
Coding region: 402-923 (173 amino acids)
Source: RefSeq, a predicted model, not a curated record
UCUGUAUUUUUAGCUGAGCCAGCCACUUCAUCUGCAGGCUAGCACAGUGUAGUGUGCCGUCACGUCUCCUCGUCCUUUUUCAUAUCUCACAUCUCAUCUCGCGGAGUGGUCGCACGUACGGGGCCUUCGUGGACAUGUCGUGGACAGGUUAGGGACAUGCGCCGCGUCCAGCCUGCGGAUGCUCGCCGGUGUUGAUGAUGAUGCUGAUGAUGCUGAUGAUGAUGAUGAGACGCUGCGCUGCUGCACGCAUGAUUUCAUUCUGACACCAAGUCAGUCUAGAUAUAUAUAUAUACAAAAAAAAAAAACUGGUGUUGCCUUCCUGUCUUCUUUAGUAGUGUGGAUCAGAAGAAGCAUUCAAGACGGAGGGGGCGGUGGGGCAUCGUGGAAAAAACCGGGGCAACAUGAGAGAGCGGGACUUCAUGCCCAAUAUGGAGAGGGGCAAACCUGCCACUUACACCGGGGACAAAAAGGCUAAGAUGGCCGCGAAGACGAACAAGAAGUGGGUGAGACUGGCCACGGUCUUCGCGUACGUGUUGUCCGUGUCCUUAGCGGCCAUCAUCCUGGCUAUUUACUACAGCCUCAUCUGGAAGCCCACCAGCGCGUCCUCUCCGUCCAAGCCGACCCCGCCGCAGGGGGUCACGGCUCCACCGGCGACCGUCGGCGCCAACGCGUCCGAGUGGAACUCCACGCAGAUGUUCGCUAACCGCACGGCGCGGCAACAGGGAUCCGCUGCGCCGCCGCACAGUCCGGCUUUUCAGUGGGAUCGCAUGCACGCGGAGAGCGACGAUGGACUUUACGCGUCGCCCCGCGGAGCCGCGCAGAGAUCGCGCACCGUGGGAAGGGAGGAUCACGCGGAGGAAGGAGAGGAGGAGCAGCUGGGGACUGAGGCGCCAUCAACACCCGCCGGGACGAGAGCUGCGUAACCGGGCCUCUCUUUGAUUCCUUCCCCGGGAAAGUCAGUCCACAAGUGGGCCUUGUGUUUUGCAGACAGCCGCUGGUCGGACACGACACUCAUUCGUCACUUCGUGGAUUUACUUUGGACCUGCAACUAUAAUGACUGAUGAAAAUGUUUUGUUUUAGGCCAUUUGUAUGCCUUAAGCCCAUGUUGGACUGUUUUAAGGACCUUCUCUGUGGAUGCUUUCCUUCACUGCACUGACUUGUUGCAUUUUGACAUGUAGGCUGUAUUUACUUCUCACGGAUCAAGCCUGGAUUUCAAGUAGAAUAAUCUUGCUAUAAAUGAGUUAUGCUCAGGUUUUGGUGAGAAAAUUGUGGUAAUAAGUUGGCUCUUGCCGGAGACAUAAACGGAGCGUGCGUCCUCCUGCAGCAGCUGUCAAAGAGGCAGCUGCGACUUUCGUGGCUCCUCCAUGGCUUCCAUCAGAGACCCUGGCGGUCACCACACCCCUCCGACUUUCAGCAUCAUCUAUUGCCUGGAUUGCCUGGAUUUUUGCCUACAAUUGCUCCUGCCGCGUUCGCUUAAUCAAACAACUACAAAGACGCAUUAAAAAUAAUGCAACAAUAUCGAAACGGCUGCAACACCUCAGACCUGCAAUCUGAGGCAGAGAAUGAGCUUGAGCUGCCAGAAAAAAAGGAACAGGAAGCCAGUCCAUCGUCUCGGGGACUCGGAUGAUAGCAAGGAAGACCAGGGGAAUGGUGACCUCGCAUUUCUGGGGUUGGCAAGCCAAUUGCACUGGCAGAGAAGGGAAUAAUCUCUUAACAUCGAAAAAACGAAACCACCACAUUAGUAUUAAAGAUAUGGUUAACAUUCGUAGUGCUAAAGAUAUUCCCCUCUCUUUGUAUCCCUUCUGCCAGCUCCACCGUCUUGCCGAGUGCCAGCAAGAGUCAUUAGUACUCGUCAACUCAACUCCUCAACUGGAGAUAACUUUCUAGCACCUCACCAUGGGGAAGGACUUAUUCAAAUGACUUCACCAGCACCUGCAUUAAACAUGCAGAGAGUUACACAAGAACGGCAGUCCUUCCUCGACUCCCUCCAGCCCCCGGACCAGCCCUCAACAUGUGGCAGACAGAGGAGCUUGGAUCCAGACUGGCCUACAGGCCAUCAUGGCGAGGGGGAAGAAUGGCCGACAACAUUUCCUGCUCUGCGGCUGAGGUCCAGAUACUUAGCCUGCUGGAAACUACUAAACACACCCACGACCAGCUGAUGGCGAAGGUCAACUUCUUGACCAGCAGGUUGACCAUUACCCAGGGGCCAGAAGUGGAAGUGCCGGCCAAUAUCCAGUUUCCACUGGAACAGUUGGAGGCAGUGGAGGCAUUUGACGCAUUUUUGAAUGAACCAUCAAAUGGCCCAGCUCGACAAAGAGUGGUGAGGUUUCUUACUUAAUAUGAAUGGUGCCAUUAGGUUUAUUGAUUGUCCAUGAUUAUGCAUAUAUUCUUUUGAAUCAGCCCUGACAACCAGGCCUGUCCUGAACCGCCUUUUCCCAGUGGUAAGAUUAUGUCAGUGAGCCACAAUCUGCCUGGUUUGACAUCGUGUGUAAAGGUAGCAUAGGUCCAUGAGCCAAGAGAACAGGUUCUGUUUUUUUUACAUUUCUGGACGCUUUCAACAGGGACAAAAACAUUUUAAAUGCAACUUAAGCCUAAAAAUGUUUACCUGUUUGUUUAAAGAGAUGUCUAUGCCUUUUAGAUUUCUUCUUUGGCCACCACUGCAGGCUAGGAUGUGAAGCGGGUGACCUGGAACAUCCUGGGCAGGAUCUUCACAGAUGAUGUUUCACAUCAAAUCAAUUGGAAGGUUGUCAACAACAAAAAGGCCUUUAGCAGGAUGGCAACAAAGACCUUACUUUUCAGUGCUGUAAGAAAAAAUGUGGUCCCAAGGUCAGCCACAGACGCUGAGGUCACCAAACACGCAAUCAGGUAGUUCAACCUGGCGGCGGAUCGGGCAGCGAAGAGACGAGUCCCGCCUCCACCUCCACAGACAGAGGAAUAGAAAUAUGUAUCAAUAAAAAACCUUGUAUUGAA